This is a messenger RNA of Spodoptera littoralis (African cotton leafworm), 921 nucleotides long. NCBI's taxonomy places the organism in Eukaryota, Metazoa, Arthropoda, Insecta, Lepidoptera, Noctuidae. The record is from the annotation of a GenBank genome assembly.
AUGAGUGAUAUGAAUGCGUUGUUGAAGCAAGCUGCGAUGCAGAUAGGUGCUGGUGGAAGUGCAGGGUUUGUUGAAGUCCUGAUUAUGCAGCCCCUGGACCUUAUAAAGACUAGGCUGCAGUUGCAGGCCACCAAUAAGAACCUGCCAAGAACAGACCCUCACUAUUACACUGGAAUAUUGGACUGUGUACAGAAAAUGUACAGGCAUGAAGGAUUAUCAUCAUUCUACAAGGGUAUAUUGCCUCCUAUUUUGGCCGAGACACCUAAAAGAGCAGUGAAGUUUGUUUGCUUUGAACAAUACAAAAAACUUGGUAUGACAAUUCUUGGUACCAGUACAGCAACACCUUUAGUAUUUUCACUAGCUGGACUCGGAGCAGGUAUAACAGAAGGUAUAUUUGUAAACCCAUUUGAAGUAGUGAAAGUAACAUUAAUGGCUAACAAGGCCAGAGGCAAAGAGGUCCCAAGCACAUGGUCUGUUACUAGACAAAUUGUGAGAGAACAUGGUUUUGGCUCUAGAGGGUUAAGCAAAGGUCUGACUGCAACACUUGCCAGGAAUGGUGUUUUCAAUAUGGUGUAUUUCGGAUUCUAUCAUAGUGUAAAAGAUAUGGUACCUGAGAACAAGGUACCAAUCCUAGACUUCUUAAGAAAGCUGUGCAUCGGUUUCGUAGCAGGAUGUCUAGGGUCAUGUGUCAAUAUACCAUUUGAUGUCGCUAAAAGUCGAAUCCAAGGACCGCAGCCUAUAAAAGGAGAAAUAAAAUACAGGACAACCACUGGAGCUAUGAUAACGGUGUAUCGAGAAGAAGGAUUCCGCGCAUUAUACAAAGGUCUGGUACCAAAGGUCAUGAGACUGGGUCCCGGAGGAGCUAUAAUGUUGGUUGUAUAUGAAAAAGUAUAUCAUUUCUUAGAGACAAAAUUUCUGUAG